Monomorium pharaonis (pharaoh ant) is the source of this 5168-nucleotide messenger RNA. RefSeq lists its product as uncharacterized. The record is from RefSeq and is a predicted model, not a curated record. NCBI's taxonomy places the organism in Eukaryota, Metazoa, Arthropoda, Insecta, Hymenoptera, Formicidae. Gene Ontology annotation, molecular function: protein binding. The transcript is spliced from 2 exons. The coding region runs from base 4355 to 5047 and encodes 230 amino acids.
UAACAUGAAUUCGUUUGUAUGAAAAACUUUAUCGAUAACGAGAUAAAGUUAUCACUGCGCCACAAAAAAAAAGAUACGUACUCGUGUUAUUACUACAGAGUAUUUAGCAAGUAACGAUAUAAAAAAAUAAUAGAUUAGCGUUUCGCAAUAACUGGUUUUUACUUUAUCUUUAAAAUUUUAAUUUGAUUCUGAAGAAUAAGGCGAAGGACUACAGAAAUAUGUAACGAUUUCGUACAAAAAAUAAGCGAUAACGUAUCUCCCGAUUAGUUGGUAUAUUUUAAAUGAGUAAUCUGAGAUAUUCUAGCUCGAAUUCUUGGCUUUAUCGUAUCCACCUAGCAGCUACCUGCUGAGGUUGGUUAAAAACCCUCGGGGAAAGUAUGUGGUAGGUAAGGGACUACGUGUGUCACGUGACAGUAGGCGAUAAAGGAUCCAUGGCUGGACCCUGAAUCCGGUUCACGGAUGCUUCUUUGGGGACCGCGUUCACAUGUGGGUGUUUGCGUGUUUGCGUCUGUGUGUGCGUGCGUGGGUCCUACCGAGGUCUAAGCUCGAGCAGGCCAGACACCACACCACCAGCCAUGCUAUUUCCAACGAUCUUUGUGGGGGCAGUCCGGUGGCGGUCGCUGCGCUUUGAAGAGGCACAUGGUUUCGAGUUCCGCUUCGUAAGCAGAUGCCGGUGGUGCCGAGGACCCGCGUUUCGUUUAGUCUCACGCUCCCUUCUUUCGCGCUUUUACGCUUACGAUCCUUGUGAAAUUCGUCUGUGACGGCUCUCGGCGCGCACUCCACGAUUUGUUCUCCUCGCAGGAUUUCCGGACGAGUAUCGAUGGAGUAAAAGGCAUUCGGGUAAGUUUGACGAAUGCGCCUCGAACUUGCUUUUCGAGAUAACGAUGGAUCGUCUGGGAUUCCGAUGCGAAAUUGCUUCGAGCCUCAGAAAUGCUUUCAGCUUAUAUUUCUAUAUCCGAAUAAAAUAAUUUAAUACAGAAUUUAUAUAAAAUAUACCUUGUACGCAUAAAAUUAAUAUAAAUUAAGUAUAAAAUCUUCCGAAUUAAUUAUUUAGGUCAACGAUAAAUAUCUACCGUUACGAAAAUUUUUAUCGUAAAACUAUUUGUCUGUUUAUAAAGAGUUUUUAUUGAUGGUUACAUUGUUUAUGAAGAGGUUUAUUAACAUUUUAUUAUUGCUGUUUGGAAGCACGUUGCAAACACUUGAUUAAUCUUCUGCUAACAAUAACAUUUUACAAACAUUUAGAAAACUUUCAUAACAUAACUAUAAACUAUUUAACUAUGAACAGUUACAAGUUUAAAUUUCUAUCUCAUGAACAAUUCAAUAAAAAAAUUUCUUUAAAACUUCUUUGAUAACUUAAUUGAUUUAGUCUACUCAACACUGAAGCAUAUAUUUUAUAAACGUAUUAUUUUCGUCAGGAUAACUGACAAGCGUUUAUAAUUUUAACCGGUUAAAAAUAAAUUUAAAGAUAAAGGAUUACGUUGCCUUGCCCUAAAUAGAUGGAAAAAUUUUAUCUUUAUUUAAUUUUGAUACGUAGGUGUAUAAAAAAAUAAUAAAAUUUGAAUUAUUUUAUAAUUUUAAAAUAGAAUUUCUCAAAAACAACAAUGCUCAAAAAAGAAAAUGAAACAGUCAGAAGAACAGAUAAGCGUAAUUGAUAAAUGACAAACGAUAAUAACUAGUACAAACGAUUUACUGAUAUGGAGACUUGAUUUUUAUUUCUGAUAAAAUUGUUAGCUUCCGUAAAAUGCGAUAACCAUGUAACUACGAGUUAUAUUUAGCUAUAUUUUUCGAACCAUUGUAUUGUGCGGCACAAGCAAAGCGAAAAAAAUCGCUGAUGAUCGUUUGCAUUAUUAAAUUUCAAAAGUCAGUGUCUUUCGGAAGAAUAUCGAUUAAUUUGCAUAAAUUGCACAUUGAUUGUUACGAAAGGAAGAAGGCGAUUGUCUCAAAUAAAAAAGAAUUAAAAUCUUUUAAAAAGAAUCUGAAUAAAAAUAAUGAUCCGAGUAUUAAUUAUAAUUCACGAAAAGAAGAAAAAUCAGAAUCUCUAGAACCACAAAGUUUUCGAUUUGCAAUAAAUACAAAUUUAUAUCGUUCAGAGGAAGAAGCAAUUUGCUCUUCGUUCAGACAUUUGUGAGAAAAUUCAUUUGAUUCCUUUGAUCGCGAAAGGACGCCGAUUGGAUGAAGUUCCUUCUGUUUUUCAAAAUUGAAAAAAGAGACGAUUCGCGCGGCUUGACGUUAAGGAGAGUUUCGGAUUCAGACAUAACAAUAUCGGAAUUAUCGGGCGGGGGAUUAUCGGCGAGCGAGACGGAAAAAUCGGAAAGAUCGUGGCGGCGGGGGUCUUUCCUCCCUGCAAACGGAGUGCGGUGGAGAAUAUAAAAAAAAAAAGAGAGAGAGAAGAAUCGAGCGUGUCGUGGGGCGUUGUAUUUGAUUAAUAAAGUGGCCGCGAAAGAGUGCACUCUUCUCGAACGAGUGGACUCUAGCCUGUUAUCAGUGAUAUCAACUACCAGAGAGCGGUGACAAGCAGCCCGGGCGGAAGGCCUCUCAACGAGCGCGGUUGAGUUGGGCAAUGAUUAUCGAAAGCGCACAAGCCGACAACAACGAACGGCGAACGACAUUAACACCGACGUAACGUUUUUACAAACAGUCAUCGGGAGACCCGCGAGCUGAUACAAUAUAUCGCGCGCGCUGUAUUAUCGCGAUAGAUUAUCAGAUCAUCCGCGAUCAGCAGCGAGUGUUUUGUAAAUCUUCUCUUUGUACUAUCUUGGACCCUGUGUGUAUGUAUGUGUGUGUAUGUGUGUGCGCGCGCGUAAAAACCCCGAUGCCCGACAAGAGACAAAGAGCAUGUGACGUCUCGCGAGGUCUUUUUGCGGUAAUUUCCGCUCCGGAUUAACGGAUAUUAAUGUACGUUAAUUUAAUGUAUCGACGGUAUCAGUGCCGCUGUACAAUGUACAGAGUGUGCGGCAACAGGUGGGAGGAAAUUUGAAGAGUAAUUCUAGAGGAUAAAACAAGACAAAAAUUAAAGAUAACAAAAUUGCGAUUAAGGAUGAUUAAUAUUCACGAGUUUUACGCGUAUUUUUUUUACGGGAAUAUUUAAGAUUACAAAAUCGGGAAUAAUAAAAUUUCGUUGGAGUCUUUGUUCUUUCAAUCAUAAUGUCUAAAUCUAAAUUUACAUUUAACAAUAGGCAAUUUUUUGACGCACUGAGAAAAAAGUUUUAAAUGUGACUAAAUUUGUCGACAUGAUUAAAUUUCUUCAAGCAUUUAUGUAUUUUAGUCAAAUAUAUAAAUGCUUAAAUUGAAGUUCAAGUAUUUUAUGUAUUUAAAUUAAAUGCAUAAAUACUUGAACUGUAGAAAUUUAAAGUUGAAAACUUUCGUCAAACUAACAUUUUUUUCUCAGUACGUGAAUAUUCAAGGAUUUACAAUUAAAAAACUAAGCCUUAAUCGCAAUCUUGUUAUUUAUUUUCGCUCUUUAAAUUUUCUUCCACUUGUUGCCGAACACUCUGUAUAAUAUGUAAUUUUAAUUAGCGCAAUGCGUAAUGGUAGAUUACGAGUCAUUUAAUACAAUUUCAAAAUUUUCAUUUUCCCAUAAAUCUCAAAUCCAAAUCCAAAUAGAAGUAAUCGUUCGCUCAUUAAUGUGAAAAUAUAUGCGGUGCAAAAGAGGCUUUCGAAAAAACAAGUUUCCAAGAAAUGUGGAUGCAUCCUUGAACAAUGACGCGUGUGAGAUCCUUCAGACGGGGCGUGAAAGGAAACAGAUAUGACCACUGUAAAUCACGGCUUUCCAAAUCACUUCCGCUCUGUGUUAACCGGGAUGCGCUUCAUUUUAAUAGAAAUCCUCGUCUGUUGCGCCAGCGACGAUACUUGAAAAUGUAUCAUUGCCUCGUGAUUUGCUCCAAGAGAAAAUUGUGCUCAAAGUCGCGUAAAAGUUUUCGUACUUUGAAAUGGAAAUACUCCUUAUUCUCAAGCUAAAAUUGAAAAAAAAAGCAGUUAAAAACAAUUUUUCUUUCUAUCUUUACGAGUUUUUUGCUUUUAAGAAAAUGUCAUGUUAGUCUCAAAAUUUCUUUUACAUUUAAUAGAUCUAGUAAGAUAAACAAUACAUCAAUAAAGUCGGCUGUCAUUAUUUUCCAUAUUUAUUAUUUUUAUACUUUUUGAAAAAUUAAGAAUUAAAACUUUAUUUUGCUGUAUUUUUCGAAAAAAAAGAUGGUUAAAAAACUUGGUUCUUUCCGCGAUUUUAUUUUUCUAGAAGAUCAAAGGACAUAAAACGGGACUGAUUUCGCUGCUGAUUUCUGGUCCUCGUGUUAAGAUAUUUCGCGACGCUUGGGACAUGCGUGAUCAGUUUUGCUCUGUUUGCAGCGUUCAUUAGAACAUGAUCGUUGAAAAACGCCUGAUAUUGCUCGUUCUCACUCUCCGCUUCCUCUUCGCGCUCUGCAACGAUGACGCACCUACGUCGAGAGAGCCAACGGUCUCCUUGUCGACGAGAUCGCAUUACGAUUCCGAAGAUUCGACGCAAGAUCUCGAGAUGUUCUAUGACUUCGGAUCUACGGAGAGUAAUUUCACGGAGAUCGAUGAGACGACGACUUCCUACAACGAAUUUACCACCGAACCCCUGACGAAUGUUUUCCCGUCGAUCAGUGGCGAGUCCUCAUUAUCCACGACUACCAUUACUGUGCCCGACAUCACUGAUAGUACUACUAUCAAUCCGACAAUCUGCGAUUCGUCGUGGCCAGUAAACGCAAGCGCGGAUACAAGAGAGGUAGUUGACUUGAGGACGGACGAUAGAGGCACAGAAUGGAUUGCUCUCUCAUGGAAAUCCCCAUGCAAUGUGACGAACAUCGACAUCCCGGUUAUAUACUCCAUCGAGAUAUGUGACGGUAAAAACUGCGCUCCCGAAAUAAAUGAGACUGAUACCAAAUAUAACGCUACCGAACUCGAACCGUGCACGCAGUACACGUUUAAGGUGAAAAUCCUCACCGAAUCCUGGAAGUCCAAUUCUGGAGUCUCUCUGGCAAACACGACGAGUUACGACAGUGAGUGCACAAUUGACUUGUUAAGUAUAUGAAUCGGCUCCUAAACGCUCAAUAAUAUUGUACAAUAUUCCUCCAGACUAGGAUUUCCUGUCUUAUGUGAAAUGCAAUCCACUUUUUAAAUAUUUGCGAUUCAUCUUUAAGAAUUAUGAAAAA